This is a messenger RNA of Misgurnus anguillicaudatus (oriental weatherfish), 2687 nucleotides long. RefSeq names its product dual specificity phosphatase 4 (gene dusp4). The record is from RefSeq and is a predicted model, not a curated record. Gene Ontology annotation, cellular component: cytoplasm; nucleus. Gene Ontology annotation, biological process: endoderm formation; negative regulation of MAPK cascade; protein dephosphorylation. Lineage: Eukaryota; Metazoa; Chordata; Actinopteri; Cypriniformes; Cobitidae. Gene Ontology annotation, molecular function: MAP kinase tyrosine/serine/threonine phosphatase activity.
UCAUUCAUAAAACGGAAAGAGAUAACUGCCCGUGGUAGUAAUGCUCUCAGGAGAGUAACACAACAUUACAUCGCUCUGGAUUUGACGUAUCGGUUUUGUUCGCGUAAGGUCAGGAUACGUUUGGCCUUGUCGAGUGAGGAAGAUGGUGACAAUGGACGAACUUCGUGAAAUGGAUUGCGGCGUUUUGAAAAGGUUGAUGAAGGACGACAGCGCGAAAUGUCUGGUGUUGGACUGCAGAUCAUUUCUAGCGUUCAGCGCCGGUCACAUUCGUGGUGCCGUAAAUAUUCGGUGUAACACAAUUGUCCGGAGGCGAGCGAAAGGCUCCGUGAGUUUGGACCAGAUCUUGUCGGGCGACGACGAAGUCAGAGCCCGUCUGAAAUCCGGCUUGUAUUCCGCCGUGAUCCUGUACGACGAGCGGACGUCAGAUACAGACACUAUCAAAGACGACAGCACGAUCACACUGGUGCAUAACGCCUUGUGUAGGGAUAUAUUUAGGACUGAAAUCUUUCUGCUGAAAGGAGGCUACGACAGAUUUUCCACGCAGUAUCCUGAUUACUGUUUGAAAACCAAAACAUUACCCGUUUGCUCCCCUCCAUCAAGCGUGGAGGCCAGCUGCACAUUCUGCGGAACUCCACAGCACGACCAGGGUGGCCCUGUGGAAAUCCUACCCUUUCUGUUUCUGGGCAGUGCACUCCAUGCAUCUAAAAAGGAUAUGUUAGAUGGUAUGGGCAUUUCUGCUCUACUGAAUGUAUCUUCAAACUGUCCCAACCAUUUUGAAGGAGCUUACCAGUACAAGUGUAUCCCAGUAGAAGACAACCAUAAAGAAGAUAUCAGCUCCUGGUUCAUCGAAGCCAUCGAAUUCAUAGACUCCGUCAAGGAUUCCAACGGCCGCGUUCUGGUGCACUGUCAGGCCGGCAUCUCUCGGUCGGCCACCAUCUGUCUGGCAUACCUGAUGAAGAAGAAGCGGGUGCGUCUGGAAGAGGCCUUCGAGUUCGUUAAACAGCGACGCAGUAUCAUCUCUCCCAACUUUAGUUUUAUGGGUCAGCUGCUGCAGUUCGAGUCUCAGGUGCUGGCCACUUCCUGUUCCGUAGAAGCAGCCAGUCCUUCCGCCACGCUCGGCCCCAAGUCUUCCUCCACCCCAACGUCUCCCUUCAUCUUCAGCUUCCCAGUGUCGGUGGUGACGCACUCCCAGCCCAGCAGUCUCACCUACUUACAGAGUCCGAUCACGACGUCACCGAGCUGCUGAUACGUAGCCCGUCCCUUCGCGAGAAGGUUCCUCCAAAGACUGAACAGAAGGUUGAAUUUUUUGAAGUCCUUCACUUGGCACAAUCACAUGGUCGUCGAGCUUUGUUUUUUGGAAGAUGACCCUCACCAUGCAUUCAAAUCAGAAGAAUGCAAUCAUAAUAUCCUGUGAGGACAGUUCAUCUCCUUCAUGGGGUUUACUUUUAAAGGUCUGCUCCGUGUGGAGAGCAAUGGGAAGAGGUUAAACGCAGCAGUCCGCACCUUUUUUUCGGACAAAGUGCAGAAGUCCUUUAACCCUGACAGGUCAUAUUGGGUCUGGACUUCCCACUUUCCCUUCCUUCCUGCCUCUAUCUCUUUCUCUGGCUCUCAUCUGCUUGAAGAAUGACUGAAUUUCAUUAAUAGAGACAGUCCAGUCCUGCUGGAGCUCCCAGAAGUGCCAUUGUUGGCAAACCGUAGCUGGCAUGAUCUCGAGAAGGAAAUGUGUUUUGCUAUUUGUCAGUGCCUUGCACAAAGAAGGUACGGGAUGUUUUCAAAUGCUCACGUCGGCCCCAUCACAUCUUCUUCUUUACGAAAUAUCACAAAGACAUGAACCCUUGAAUCUGCAAUACGGACAUAUUCCACAAUCUGUUCCUAUCACAAAUUAGAGCAAUAACCUACUUUUCCUUCUUCCCAGUCACCAUUAAAGCACUGUAUGGUUUGUUAUGUUGUAUGAUUGUGAUUUCAAACUUCUAAUUUUGUUGUAUGCCAAUUUGUACAGAAGAGAUCUCAUUCAUUAUUCCUGCUGUAUGCCUUACCAAUAAUGACUGUGGUGAUCUUCCACUGGGAAUGUUCUCAUUAAUAUGAUAUUUAAGUAUUAGCGUGUGAUACUUAUACUCGGAGGUCUUCAGAAAGGCACACAGAUAUUUGAAGGCACCACUUUUGAUCUAGUAAAUGGCCCAGAUUACCCUGAAGGGCUUAUACACUGAAACUUUUUACACUGGAAGUUUGGGAAACCAUGCUUUACUUUCUCAUUUGCUUUUUAGAGUCCCUUAUUGAUAAUAUAAUUGGGAAAUUGCUCUGUAUAUUUGCAAUGUGUACAUGAGCCCCGUUCUUCUUUUUUGUGAGACCGUGGGAAUCUUUUAUAGAGCACUUAAGUGAUGCAAAAUUGAUUUGAGGUUUAUUUUGCACCUCAUCGGAAUUGAAGUUACUGAGAAGCAGCAAAUGUUUCCCCGCAUUGUUGAAAUGUUUGUUUUGUUUUUGGAUAUUACAUUAUUGGUUAACAAUCACUCUUGAAUGCAAUACUUUUUACUGUACUUGUUAAGAGAAACGUUAUUGUCUGAUGGCUCAUGGCAAUAUCAUAUAGAGGGUUACGAUUUUCGAACUCUUCCCUGUUCUGUUGUAUUAUAUGUAAAUUUAAUUUAUCUCAUGAUUGUCUUUGUUAAAUAUAAAAGUGUUCUUUAACGAAA